Nicotiana tabacum (common tobacco) is the source of this 825-nucleotide messenger RNA. RefSeq names its product DNA-directed RNA polymerases II and V subunit 8A. The record is from RefSeq and is a predicted model, not a curated record. Gene Ontology annotation, biological process: DNA-templated transcription. Gene Ontology annotation, cellular component: RNA polymerase III complex; RNA polymerase I complex; RNA polymerase II, core complex. Lineage: Eukaryota; Viridiplantae; Streptophyta; Magnoliopsida; Solanales; Solanaceae.
CCACGUUAUUUCUUUCCCUUCUUCAAUCUCUCGUUCCUGCUUAUUCUCCGCCAUAGCAGGUUCUUCAAGAUGGUUGAAACACUAUUCGAAGAUAUAUUUACAGUCACUCAAAAAGAUCCGGAUGGUAAAAAGUUCGAUAGAGUUAAUCGUAUUGAAGCACGAAGUGAGCAGUUUGAUAUGUACAUGCUGUUGGAUGUGAACACUGAGAUAUAUCCUAUGCGUGUGAAAGAGAAAUUUAUGAUGGUUUUAGCAUCUACUUUGAACUUGGACGGGACGCCAGAUACUGGUUAUUUCAUUCAGGGUAACAAGAAAUCACUUGCUGACAAGUUCGAAUAUGUCAUGAAUGGGAAGCUAUAUAGGAUCUCGGAGGAAGGUUCAGGAAAGCAUGUUAAAGCAGACAUCUUUGUUUCUUUUGGAGGACUUCUGAUGCAGCUGAGGGGAGAUCCAUCCAUUGCAGCUAAAUUUGAGCUGGAUCAGAAGAUUUUCCUUCUCAUAAGGAAGGUUUGAUUUAAAGAAUUGGUAAUAAUAACUCAAUUUUAACUUGAAGGCGACAGAGCAUUUGUCAGCUAAGCUACUGGCACGUGAUAAAUUUCGCGUGGAGUUUAGUUUCAAGAAAUCGAAAGAAUGUAACUGAGAUGAUAAUAGAGACCAAGGAAUGGAGCUCUAUAUAUGUUGUUGAGGUGCGGAAACCUAAUGUGCAGUUAUGAUCUUUAUAUCUGGUGACAUAAAGGGGAGAAUAUUUUCCAACUACUAGUAUUCUGUGAUGGAAAUAUUUAGAACUCUUAUCAACUGGCAAUAUAAUUGCAGUCCAUGAAUUAGCUGUUA